Molecule: messenger RNA, 2158 nt
Organism: Diospyros lotus (date-plum)
Lineage: Eukaryota; Viridiplantae; Streptophyta; Magnoliopsida; Ericales; Ebenaceae
Product: BTB/POZ domain-containing protein At2g04740
Exons: 5
Coding region: 149-1954 (601 amino acids)
Cellular component (GO): cytoplasm; ubiquitin ligase complex
Molecular function (GO): protein binding
Source: RefSeq, a predicted model, not a curated record
UAUCGUCAUCCAGCUUUCGCUGGUCUAUCUAAUAAAACCCUAACCGCAGCCGGAAAUGUUCCUCCGUUCGAACCCUAGCCCCUGCUAUCAUGGAUUCGAAACCUAAUUUGCUUAGAACUGGAGACGAAGACCUAAUAAUAUUCGAAUUAUGUCCAACUCAAGGUCGUGGACCAUCGACUCGGACCUGGACGGCAUCGACCUCGACCCGCAGGACUUCGCGGCGUCCGUUCCGCUGAAGAAGGUGCCGUUCGGGGAUGUGUUCGAGGCCUCCCGUGCCGGUGACGUCGUCCGGCUGCGGGACCUGCUUGAGUCAGGCGUGAAUGUCAACGCGAGGGACCAGUGGGACUCGGUGGCGCUGUACUACGCCUGCUUGGCCGGGCACCUUGACGCGGCGAGGAUGUUGCUGGAGAGCGGCGCGAUUUGCUCGGAGCAUACGUUUGACGGUGACCGGUGCCACUACGCGGCGCUUAAUCUGAAGGUGCGCAAGCUGCUGAAAUCGUUCGAGGCCCGGCCGCCGCCUCUAGGGCCGUUGCAAGCAGCUCUGAGGGAGACGUUCUUGGGGUGCCGAGCGAACGGGACAUACCUCGAACAGUCUGACAAUCUGUCCGAAGUUCCAGUAGAUAAUUCAUCCACCGGGGGAUCCACUUCUGGUCACUUCCUUCCAGAUGUUGUCUUUUAUGUGCAAGGAAGACCUAUUGAAGCUCACAAGGUCAUCUUGAGUGCUCGGUCACCUUUCUUCAAGAGAAAAUUUGAAACUGAUUGGAAGUAUCGAAAGGAAGUAAGAUUCUCAACGGGGGGUUUAUUCUAUCCUGCUUUUUAUAGCCUCAUCCACUUCUUUUAUUCCGACAGACUGGAAAUUGCAGUAGAUGACAUGGAAGAUCUUUUGAGAAUUUGCAAAGGUUGCAAGUGUGGGUCAUUGCAGAGGGUCCUUGAGAAAGAAUUGAUUCACCAAAAAUAUGCAGAAUACAAAGCACUUACAGAUAUAGAUGACUCUCAGAAGCGGUUUAUCUUGGAGGGCAUGUCCCUUCCUGAGGAAGACCGACUUCCAGCUGCUUUAAAUAAGAUUAUCCAAAUUUGUCUUGCAAACUCCAACAAGGAACAGAACCCUGACGGCAGUGUUGAUAAUUUAGUAUCUUGUCUUGGUGCAACGCAAAUGAGUGAGUUUGAUGAUGAUCUUGCAGAUGUUUGUGUAAGGGUCAACAAAAAGACAUUCCGAUGCCAUCAAGUGGUUUUAGCUUCCAGAUCAGAGUACUUUAAAGCAAGAUUAUCUCGCAUGAAGGAUUUUCUUGAAGGAAAAGAUGGCUUACCUGAUUAUAUUCUUCCUUGUCUUGAAGAACAUGAUUUGAGCACAGAGGCAUUUGAGAAAAUGAUUGAGUACAUGUACACUGAUGGUUUGACAGAUAUAGACCCAGAUCAGGCUGAAGAAAUGUUUGAUGCGGCUUCAAGGUACUUGUUAUUUCCUCUAAAGCGUGCUGUUGCUGAUGUACUGCUGCCACACCUAGAAAUGGUUCCUCCAGCAGAAUUGUGCCAUUGGCUGAUAUUAUCAGACUUGUACGGUGUUCUGAAGAUUCGGGAGUAUUGUCUGGACGUGAUAGCUUGUAACUUCGAGACAUUCGCUGAAACUCCCGAGUUCCGGGCAAUGUUGCUGACCCUUCCCCCUCCAUCCGGAGAUUCAUCACUCCGAACCACGGCCCCAAGUGCUCCGGGAGCUGGGGGGAAUACGGACCAACAAAAUCUUCUUGACGAUCUACGAGAGAAAUGGCUGGAGGCCGAGGCUGCAGAGCUCGACAAGAGAGAUGAAAGUGCACUGUUGUUCGAUAAGCGGCUUGAGAUGCUAAUGCUGGUUGCAGAACAAGAAAAUUCAGGUGCUCUUAGCAGUGAUGUUCACCAAGAGUGCUCUAAAGAAGAACCUGCCCUUCCCCCGUCAUCCAUUGUUACCCCAAAAUGGGCCUAAAGGAAAGAUAGACGACAUUUGUAUUCUUUUUAUUUUUCUCCUUUUCAAAUGUAUCUAAAUAAGUGCCUUUUCAGAUAGUAGCAUUCGAGAGAGAGAGAGAAAGAGAACAUCUUGUGCUUCUGCAUCUUCCUUCGUGGCAAAUGCCCAAUGUAUGAUGAAAUUCAUUGCCCUUCAAAGAUUCAGCUUGGACUGUUUCAACCCAAA